Anthonomus grandis grandis is the source of this 3112-nucleotide messenger RNA. RefSeq names its product cilia- and flagella-associated protein 251-like. Gene Ontology annotation, molecular function: protein binding. The record is from RefSeq and is a predicted model, not a curated record. Gene Ontology annotation, cellular component: motile cilium. The coding region runs from base 23 to 3082 and encodes 1019 amino acids. NCBI's taxonomy places the organism in Eukaryota, Metazoa, Arthropoda, Insecta, Coleoptera, Curculionidae. The transcript has 20 exons.
AAUUGUUUAAAAUAAAGGAAAAAUGUCUGAAGAUAGCAUUUCUUAUGGAGAAGACAAAGAGAAUCUUCUGUAUAUAUCCAGAAAGAUAAAUGUGGACGAGUUCGGACUCGGAGAGGACGGACCGUUUAGGGAAUCGUUAUCCACUGCGGAUUCGAAUGUAUCGUUUAAAGCGGUCGGGUCUGAGUUGGACGUUUUGGAGAAUAUUACCGAAUUGCCAAGGACUUUUAGCGAUCCACAGGUGGGAAGGAGGUUUAGAGCAUUUAACCUAAAAUGGUCCUUUGGCAUGAACGGCAAAGUGGGGGUGAGAAACUUAACCCUGGGCCAGCGAAGGGAGUUAUUUUUUGCUGCGGUACAUUCGGGGGUGAUCUACAACUAUUGCACCAGAGAAAUGAGACAUUUGGAAGGACACCAUGAUUUAAUUAAUUGUAUAUCCACCGAUAGCGAAGGCGAUUGGUUGGUGACAUCGGACAGGGCCACAGAUGGUUGCGUGAUAAUUUGGUCCAGUACGGAGCUGACCCCUGUGUUUACUUUAUUCGGGAUUUACCCUUGUAGCGGGGUGCUACUGCAAGCAAUCAGCCCUUGUGCCAGAUACCUCCUUACGAUCGGGGAGAAGGAUGAUUCUGAUUAUUACGCCAUUCACUUUUGGGAUUGGACCUUGGGAAAAGAAACACCCGAUGGUACGUAUUUGGUGCAAAAGAGUCAUGGUUCACCCGUUCAAAUAUGCUUUAAACCCGGCUUAGAGGAGCAUAUUAUGGUGGUGUUUCAGAAACAGGUGCAUUUUCUUACUUGGGAGCUAGAAACCCAAGAACUGACCCUCUCGGCAAUUCCCCAACUAACGAGCAAACAAAACAUCGGACAACUGACCGGAGGAACUUUUAUGAAAUCGGUCCACGAGUGCUACGCCUCCUCUUCCCGGGGGUGCAUCCUGGUUUUCAGGAACACCCUGUAUAGCAAAGCCUGCUACGAGCAAGAGGAGCAAAGUAACGCCCGAAUAUUCAUUAACGCCGUUAAAGUUACCCCGAGCAGUAUCGGGGUGAUCACCACCACUGAAGAGUAUUUGGUUACCGGCGAUUCCAAGGGGCACAUCCUGUUUUUCGACAAAAAAAUCCGGAUCUUACACUGGAUAAGAAACUUACCGAUAGGAGCGAUCACUGCUAUAAGUUUCUCCUUGUCCCCCCAGAAGUAUCGCUUUGAAAAUUCCAAAGUUGUCAUUAAAGAUCGUGUAUUGGACGAUGAUAAACCGGAGAGUCUACUGGAUUGUAACUACACGGACAUGGAAGAUGAAAUCACCAAAUUGGUAGAGGCUCCUUUUGAUGCCACUUUGGAGAAUAAUCAGUUUACUGUUGGCGAUUUUUUUAUAUCUACGUCAGACUGUAAUAUUUACGCCCAUGAUUUUAUACGGAACACUUGCACCCCCGUGUUCCAAAUAUCCGACGCCAAUAUCAGUUGUAUAGAUGCGCAUGACGAGGAGCCCUACAUAGUCAUCGGUUACGAAAACGGCCGUUUGGCCCUACUGGAUUUCAAAAAGAAAAUCCAAAUAUCCACUCAGCUGUUACCGAAAACCGCCGAGUCAUCUGAGGGGGGCGACACCAUCUCCUGCAUCAAAUUCUCUUACCAAUCGUUACAUCUCAUAUGUGGGAGAGUCAAUGGGGAGAUCUACGUCCUGGAACCGGUCACCUUGGUACCGAAAAUGGAGAAACCUUUCAAGUACAGCACCUCGAGGGUGGAAAAAAUCGCCUUUUCAAUGAACUCCUUACAAUUCGCUUAUUAUGAUGAAAAAAGGACCGUUUUCCUGUUCCGCUAUGAUCCGGAAAACAGCUGCUGGGAACUCUUGGGAAAGGUGCGUUCCCACUACGAGAAAAUUAACGACAUCGCCUUUUUCCCAUUACACGUCGAAAACAAGAAAAGUUCGGUGCUGCAUACGAUCGGAGCAGAUAGACACUUGGUGCAAUACAAUAAUUUACAAGUGACCGAAACUGAGCCCUUCCAAGCCACGAUGCGGGAGCGUAUAGAGCAGAGCGCCAUCCCGAUGAAUUUUACAUACUACGAAAGAGUUCUUGGAGUAAACAGGAGCGUCGGUUAUAUUCUCUUUGCGGACGACAGGCACAAAUUGAAACUGUUUAAUGGAGAAACGAAGCUACCUAGAACCUUAUCCUUAGGACCGUCCUUCGGGUGUUUCCGGGAUUCCCUUGUGAAGAAAAUGAUGAUCCUGCCGGAGCACAAUUAUAGAUACAUGAUUUUUAACAGCAGCAAGUACAUCGGGAUUCAAAUUUUACCACCCGAUGGGAACCCUUUUAAAUAUACCGGGUACCUGGCCCACCCGGUUGAAGUAAUUGAUUUCGCUUUAUCGCAAGACGGAUUGUUCGCGUUCACUUUUGGGAAGAACGACCGGUCGGUACUGAUGUGGGAAGUCAAGCCAAGGGCGGUGGAUCUUUCCGCCCUAAUGGGCGGCACUGAGCUGGAACCGUACUACUGUUUACUCGAGGGCGGCAAGAACGGGUGGCUGUUCCAGGAAAUCCAGGAUUUGUUCUUCUACAUGCAGAUUUUACAGCAGGAGAAUAUCGAUUUGCCCCGCAGGGUUUCGGACAGUAUUAAUUUAACGGAGAUUCCGGAUCUGGUGAGGACGUGCGGAUACUAUCCGAGCCACUUUGAGUUGGAAACGAUUAUGAUUGACGUGAGGUAUCGGGAUUUCGACGAGACCGGAAUAGUGAAGGACGAGAUAUCGUUUGUGGAAUUCGUGAAGUUAUUUGUUAACCACAGGCCCGCUUACGGGUAUUCUAUGGAACAGAUCAAGCAGCAUUUCAAUACCGUGUGCCUGCUCUCGGAUUACCCUAGGAAGUGUCGAAUAGACAGCAACGAAUUCAUAUAUAUUCUUCAAAAUAUCGGCGAACCCUCUCAGAACCUGCACGCGAACUUGACGACUCUGUUAAGGGUGACCAGCAAAGUGGAGAACAAUUACGACUUUUUGCCCCCCGAAAUCUCCACGCAUUUUUUGUUUUACGAGCUGCUUGGCAUCGACCCUAAUAGGACCGAGAGUUCGGACUAUGACGACUGUGGCAACACUACUAAAGACAAGGUUUAGUGCAACAAAAUAAAUUAUUUAUUAAAUUUA